UUGGGAGAAGGUUCUUUUGCAAAGGUCAAGGAGGUGCUGGAUCUCAUCACUCUGCAGCGUUUUGCCGUCAAAAUCAUCAAGUUCAAGCGAGUGCGCCGCAUUCCCAAUGGCCCGGAUAACAUUCGCAAGGAAAUCAUGCUUCUCAAACGUUUGCGACAUCGAAAUGUGAUUCGUCUUGUCGACACUCUCUACAACCAUAAUAAGGAAAAGAUCUACAUGUUCAUGGAGUACUGUCACGGUACCUUGGAAACUUUGCUCAACAAUGCUCCUUUCAAGCGCAUUCCAGUGUGGCAGGGUCACCUCUAUUUCACGCAACUUGUCGAAGCCAUGCGCUACAUUCACAGCCAGGGCAUUAUUCAUCGAGAUAUCAAGCCAGGCAACAUGCUCCUUACCGCCGACGACGUCCUCAAGCUUGCGGAUUUUGGUGUGGCUGAUGUGUUGCAGCGUUUUGUGCCCGGAACUCGGGUGGAUACAUCCAAUGGUACUCCAUUUUUCCAAUGCCCAGAGGUUGCGCGAGGCCAGGAAUCGUUUGAUGGCGUCAAGGCCGAUGUAUGGGCAGCGGGCGUCACGCUUUGGUCCAUGCUCUCGGGCACGUUUCCUUUUGAUGGCGGGUCCAUCUAUGAUCUCUAUUGUAACAUCUCCAAAGCAGGUGAAUACGUCAUCCCGGACACUAUACCGCCAGACGCAGCCAAUCUGUUGGAUGCCAUGCUUCACACUGACAUGGAAACACGGGCCACCGUGGAGGCCGUAGCCUCGCACAGGUACGGUUGA
Messenger RNA from Monosiga brevicollis MX1, 771 nucleotides. RefSeq lists its product as uncharacterized. Lineage: Eukaryota; Choanoflagellata; Craspedida; Salpingoecidae. The annotation marks the transcript as partial. Gene Ontology annotation, cellular component: cytoplasm. Gene Ontology annotation, biological process: establishment of cell polarity; protein phosphorylation; glucose homeostasis. The record is from RefSeq and is a predicted model, not a curated record. The transcript has 9 exons. Gene Ontology annotation, molecular function: ATP binding; protein serine/threonine kinase activity; protein kinase activator activity.